Molecule: messenger RNA, 2839 nt
Organism: Trematomus bernacchii (emerald rockcod)
Lineage: Eukaryota; Metazoa; Chordata; Actinopteri; Perciformes; Nototheniidae
Gene: cngb3.1
Product: cyclic nucleotide gated channel subunit beta 3, tandem duplicate 1
Exons: 17
Coding region: 1-2409 (802 amino acids)
Biological process (GO): monoatomic cation transmembrane transport
Cellular component (GO): plasma membrane; photoreceptor outer segment; intracellular cyclic nucleotide activated cation channel complex
Molecular function (GO): intracellularly cAMP-activated cation channel activity; intracellularly cGMP-activated cation channel activity; cGMP binding
Source: RefSeq, a predicted model, not a curated record
AUGUUCAGCAGGUUGAAGAGCCUGAUCGGGGCUCCUGAGCCCCCCCCCUGCCCAAGCUCCGACCCCACCAUCAUCCCCAGCUCCAGCCUUACUAGCAUCGUUUCUUUACAGGAAGAAAAGCCGCCUGAAAAGAGGGAUGAGAAAGAGGAGCCAAAACAAGACGAGGAGAAGAAAGAGGAAGAGAAGAAAGAAGAAGAAAAGAAAGGGGAGGAGAAAAAGGAAGAAGAGCCAAAACCAGCUCCUGCUCCUGCUCCAGCUCCUGCUCCUGCUCCAGCUGCUGCUGCUGCUCCUGCUCCUGCUCCAGCUGCUGCUGCUGCUCCAGCUCCUGCUCCAGCUCCUGCUCCAGCUCCUGCUCCAGCUCCUGCUCCAGCUCCAGCUCCAGCUCCAGCUCCUGCUCCUGCUCCUGCUCCAGCUCCAGCUCCAGCUCCAGCUCCAGCUCCAGCUCCAGCUCCAGCUCCUGCUCCUGCUCCAGCUCCAGCUCCAGCCGAUCCAGAGGGGGUCGAGGGUGAAGAGGCCCCCCCUCCUCCUCCUCCCCCCGUUGUCUACUUCCGCUACACCGAUGACACGCUCAGAGAUACAAUCAAGAGGUUAAGAGAGCGCAGAGAGGUGCUCAAACUGAAAGCCAUAGACCCUUUUGCCACUUCUCCAGAAAUCACCCCUCCAGUCACGCCUAUUCUGAAGAAGGAGGACUACAUCAGAUUGAAGGAAGAGGAGCGAAUAGCAAAGGAGGAAGCAGAUAAAAAGAAGGCAGAAGAAGCAGCCAAAAAGGCAGAGGAGAAGAAGAAGAAGGACGAGGAGAAAAGGCUGGAGAACGAGCAGAAGGCGGAGGAGGAGCGGCUGGCGAAGGAGGCCGCCAAGAAGGCAAAGAUCCUCCCAGAAAUCAACUUCUCCAUCAUCGACGCCCUCUUCAGCCCCAUAGAGACCCGGAUGGAUGGCAUCCUGGGAAACACCAUCGACCCUUUCACAGAUCGGCGGUACAUUGCCUGGUUAGCCGUGGUAGCCGUGGCGAUCAACUACAACUUUUGGUUUUGCACCGCCCGGAUGGCCUUCCCUUACCACAACGACACCCUUAACCGCUUCUGGAUACUGUUGGACAUUCUGAGUGACGUAGUGAAUGUCAUCGACAUCAUAAUAUGGCAGCCGAGACUGCAGUUCGUCAAAGCCGGGGACAUUAUUAAAGACAGAAGCAUGGCUAAAGUACAUUAUCGGAAAUCAUAUCGAUUUAAGUUGGAUAUCCUCAGCAUCCUCCCGUUUGACCUCCUCUGCCUGCAGUUUGGAUUCUCCUCAGUGUACCGAAUCAACCGCUUUAUCCGGAUCGAGUCCUUCUUUGAGUUCAGCGAUCGACUUGAGAGUGUCAUGGCCAAGGCCUACAUCUGGAGAGUGAUUCGCACCACAGGUUACCUGCUCUUCGCUCUCCAUCUCAACGCCUGCGCUUACUACGUUGCUUCAGUAAACCAGGGUCUGGGGUCCACCACAUGGGUUUAUAAUGGGAAGGGCAACGCGUACAUUCGUUGUUACUACUACGCAGUGCGCAGUCUGAUCAACAUCGGGGGUCUUCCAGAGCCCGUUACCGUCUUUGAGAUUACCUUUCAGAUGUCCAACUUCUUCAUUGGCGUCUUUGUGUUCUCCAGUUUGAUUGGACAGAUGAGAGACGUGAUAGGAGCAGCCACAGCAGGCGUGACGUAUUUCCGGGCAUCAAUGGACGGCUGCGUUGACUACAUGAACACCAACACCAUCCCCAAGGAGGUCCAGAACAGAGUCCGGACCUGGUUCAACUACACCUGGGAAGCUCAGGGCAUGCUGGAUGAGUCGGAGCUGCUGGACAAGAUGCCCAUGGUGAUGAGAACUGCCAUCGCUGUGGACAUCAACAUGGCCACCUUCCAGAAGAUCGCACUGUUUCAGGGCUGCGACCAUCAGAUGUUGGUGGACAUGUUGUUGAGGCUCAAGUCUAUCGUCUAUCUACCCGGAGACUUUGUUGUGAAGAAAGGGGACAUCGGUAAAGAGAUGUACAUCAUCAAAGAGGGAGCGGUGCAGGUGGUGGGGGGGCCGGACAACAGCAUCGUGUUUGUCACCCUGAAGGCUGGCUGUGUGUUUGGAGAAAUCAGUUUACUACAGUCUGCCAAAGAUGGAGGGAACAGGCGCACAGCUAACGUGAAGGCGCACGGCUUCGCUAACCUCUUCGUCCUGGAGAAGAAAGACUUGUUUGAUAUCCUCGUCCAUUACCCAGAGUCUCAGAAAGUGUUGGCCAGGAAGGGCAGGGCCCUGACCAAAGCCAAAGGCCCUCCAGGUCCUAAGCUUAAGGAGGACAAGAUUAAAGGAGGCGCUCUGUUUGGACAAAAACCGCAGACUCCCAAGAUGAUUAAACUCUUCGCUAUGUUACGCAAAGCGUCAGCGGCGAAGGUAAAGUAGCUGUUCAUAGAGAGAUAACUGGAAUACUUUGAUAUGGUUAAUAACAAAAAGCCUAAAGACAAUGUAAUGACUAGUAGAAGACUUUCAGCAGUGACGCAGCAUUGUCUCUUCUCUCUUUCAGAAAUAAGAGCGGACGAGUGAUGCUGCCAUCUCUACACUCUCUAAUCUGCCACCAUCAUGUUGUGUAGUUCACUUUACACAGGCAUCUGUAAAUACAGUUUCAAAUGAUUCACCUUGUUAACCUUUAUAGAGUCAAAUGUAUUCUGAUUAAUCUGAUCAGAAGCCAAAUCUGUGAAAAUGAUAGCGAUACUUUACUGCAAAACGGAGCAUUUGUAUAUCUAUUACUCACCCUGUGCUAUCUUAAACUCUCAAUGAAAGAGAGCCGUAAUUAGUCAUUACUAGUGAGCAUUAAAGUGCACGAGUCUCUAAA